Molecule: messenger RNA, 2982 nt
Organism: Scomber japonicus (chub mackerel)
Lineage: Eukaryota; Metazoa; Chordata; Actinopteri; Scombriformes; Scombridae
Gene: cmtr2
Product: cap methyltransferase 2
Exons: 3
Coding region: 57-2369 (770 amino acids)
Biological process (GO): 7-methylguanosine mRNA capping
Cellular component (GO): nucleus; cytoplasm
Molecular function (GO): methyltransferase cap1 activity
Source: RefSeq, a predicted model, not a curated record
UUGUCGCUGGCCUAUAGUAGUCCAAAAUAUGCAGCUACAUUAAGCAUGUGUGGAGGAUGAGCUCUGGCAACGCGACCAGGAAGAAAGUCGGCAGGCAGCAGCAGUUCAACAAUGUGAUGGCAUUUGACCCCGAAACACUGACUGAGAUCAAAGGUCUUUUUAGUAAAGUUAGAACUUAUGUGAAACCAUCCAAUGGAGAAUGGAACAUCCCUGACCCAAAUGUUGCUCUCAGACAUCCUGCAACUGAGCAUAGUCGGCUGCAGUCCCUGAAGGUAUCGCUGAACACCGUGAAGAACCAACUCAGUGACAAGAAUGUCCAGGUCUGGCAUCAGCACACCAACUCCACCAACCGUGCCGGGAAGGUCAUCGCUGCUGUCCGUUCUGCUGCCAACGCGGAGAUCUGCACUCAGGCCUGGUGCAAGUUUUAUGAGAUCCUGAGAAGUUUUAAUUUACUUCCAGAGGAGGCCCUUCAUGAUGGGGAGCUGAACACAGUGCACCUGUGUGAAGCUCCAGGAGCCUUUAUAACCGCUCUAAACCACUACAUUAAAACCAGUGAGUCCACGCGCUAUUGCGACUGGAGCUGGGCUGCCAACACCCUCAACCCGUACCACGAGGCUAACGGGGGGAGCACAACCAUCGCAGAUGAUCGGUUAAUCUCUAACACGCUGCCCUGGUGGUUUUUCGGCUCAGAUAACACAGGCAACAUCAUGCUCCAGAAGCAUUUGUUGGAGCUGCAGGCGUUUGUGGCUAACAUGCGUAGAGUUGAUGUGGUCACGGCAGAUGGUAGUUUCGACUGCCAGGAGAACCCUGACGAGCAGGAAGCGCUGGUGGCAUCACUGCAUUACUGCGAGGUCAUGGCUGCACUGUUGCUCCUCAGCCCCGGCGGCUCCUUUGUGCUGAAAAUGUUCACUCUAUAUGAACAUUCCUCCGUCUGUCUUCUCUACCUGCUGAACUGCUGCUUCCACUCUGUCAACGUGUUCAAACCUGCCACCAGCAAAGCCGGGAACUCUGAAGUUUAUGUUGUGUGUCUGAAAUACAACAGCAAGGAGACUGUGAGGCCUCUGCUGUCAAAGCUAAUUCGUAAUUAUGGACCACUCCUGGCUGACCGUGAGGCACUUUUCCCAGAUUCUGUAAUCCCGCAGUCAUUUGUAACACAGCACGAAGAGGUGUGCUCGUACUUCCACACACUGCAGGUGGAGACGAUCACAGAAAACCUGCGAUUGUUUGAAGGGAUGAGCACAGAGCAGAGGCAGCGGCUUGACCACAUCAGAGAUUGUACAGCUCAGGAAUACCUGCAGCGAUUCCAGGUGAGCUUCCUUCCACGGAGUCGAUGGAUAUCUCGUAACACGGUGAGUCCUGCUUGUUGCAGCGUCUCAGCGGGGCGACCUCUGGGACAGAAGAAGCAAACAGGCUCCUUCAAUGAGCGGAGGGAAUUGCAGACCCUGAGCUGGAGGGAGCGCAUUGAGAGAGGUUGCCAUGCUGCCUGGAUACAGAGACACUGCACUGAGACCAGCGGAGCAGGCUGCAUGCUGGAAGGACCCCGUGAAGACUGUCAAGUCGACUCCUGGUAUGUAAUUGUCGGCCCUGCACUACCUGCAGUCAGGAACUCUCCAUUCUGUGAAGGAGGAUUGCUGAACCACCUGAAUGAAGCUCUGGUGGACACAGCUGAAAGAUCAGUUGUAGACUGGACUCGUGUGUCUCCUUGUGAGUCUUGCCAUGUGGUUUGCACUGCUUCCAUCUUGUCAGAUGUGGCUGGUCUUUGCAAUUUCACAAUUGACAGUAAAGGCAACAAGAAAAAGAAGCAGUGUCUGGUGUUUGGCAGUCGCUCACUGUGGGAUUCCUGUGAAAGCCAAAUUGGGAAUUUAGUGUUGACAUUUUCUGGGGAGCUUUCAUUACCUCAAAGAGGCUCCAUCACGCUGCACGACGGGGAGCUGCUGUACCAGUAUGAGCUCUUGGGCUGUGUUGUGUUUUCCCUGCAGAGCCUGCACCCUGGGGAUGUCCUCCUGCUGCCUGUGUUUUCAGCCCUCACUCGUGUCACUGCAGCAGUCGUCCUCUGCCUGCAUGUGUGUUUUCGCUCUGUCACGUUCAGGAGUCCGCCCCCUUCAGGUGCAGUCGGAGCAGUGCUCGUGUGUGUUGGCUUCUACCCUGAAGCAGCUGCCCGAAUACUCCCAGUCCUUACUGACGUCCAUAAUUCCAUGGGUCAGCUUUUAAGAGGAGAGGAGGACACAGGUAAAAAUCCAUCUUCUAGAUGUGACAGACAGGUGUUACAAUUCGUCCCCAUGGAGGAUUUGCUGACAGGAGGACUGAUGGAGUUCUUGUGGACCAUGAAUUCUGAAAUCAUCCAACAGAAGCUGCAUUUGCUCAUAUAGUCAUAGUGCAGAUUAGUGAACUGUGACUGUGACAAACGUUAUCCCCUCAUUAUUUUGCAGGAUUUAUUCAUAUUGAAUCAGCAGCGUGAAUGAACUUCAUGAAGUUCGAGUUAAAGUCACUAAAUAAGUUUUAUAAGUUGAUAUUAAGGCUAAUGACGCUUUUCCAGCAGAGAUUAAGUGCUACAUAUUACACUUUGCUUUCAAUGCCUUUUAAUUAUUAUGGCCUUUUCCCCUCUACUUGAUAAGGUGGUGGUGUGGAUUCAGUGUGAAAGGGGUUCCUCUGUUAGUUACUGUAAGAAAUUAAAAUUAUUGAGUUUAGAAGGACAGUGGCAAAGGUUUAAAGUGGACACUAAAUUUUAAGUUAGCACAAAGCUGAAAAUUGUAUUGAGUUUUGACCUUUGUCCGUAUAUGAAAUCUUAAAGCAAAUGGAAAACAACAGGCAGCGUGGCAAUAAAAUAUUUGAGUCAGGCCGAUACAUUGCCAUGGCCAAUAUUAUAAUAUUGUGUUAUAUAAUUUCAGUUUAUUGCAGGUAUAUUUAUCAGCAUAUAGUGUAUGUGCCGACCAAUAACAAAGAAAUGAGCAGUACUGACAUGUCAAAGAAAGUAAUGACACA